Messenger RNA from Lucilia cuprina (Australian sheep blowfly), 658 nucleotides. RefSeq lists its product as uncharacterized. NCBI's taxonomy places the organism in Eukaryota, Metazoa, Arthropoda, Insecta, Diptera, Calliphoridae. The coding region runs from base 93 to 488 and encodes 131 amino acids. The transcript has a single exon. The record is from RefSeq and is a predicted model, not a curated record.
GUAAAAAAGAAAUUAAUCAAACAAAAAACAGGCGUUAAAUUUAUAGAAAAAUCUUUAAUAAAAUCUGAAAACAAUAAAUUGAUUCCUACAAAAUGUUUAAGAAUUUAAUAAUAAUAUUAACUAUAUGUAUUAGUUUAACUCUAAUCAAGUGCAAUGAUUUACUUAAUUAUCGUGUCUCGCCAAAAUUUUUAAAACCCUUAAAAAAUGCUCCUAAAUAUGAUAUCACUCUAAGUAAACUGGAUGAAUCUUUAGCACAAAUAUCCAAUGUUUAUACACAGGCUCUAUUUUCGGGCACCCACACACCCGAAUUGGAAAAACGCAUGAGCAAUUUAGAAUUGGAAAUAUUUGAUCAAUUGGAUGCGCUUUAUAAGCAGAAAAGACUUAAGGAUUAUAUGAAAUAUGAAGCUGAGAUUACGAAUCGUUUGAUAUUAUAUAAUAUGUUAAAGAAGCUUUUCGGUACAUUGGAGGUGGAUAAGAAAAAGAAUUGAUUGUUUUGUUCCGAAGUAUGCAAGUGAUUUUUUUAAGACAAACUGUGAUAUUUGAAAUUCCUAGUUCCUGUAUUUAGUUCAAAGAGAAAUUUUGAAUUUCAAAUGGAGUUUUAUAUUGUUAUUUACAUAUUAAUUAAUGUGUCAUAUUUAAUUUAUAAGUAUUUUCUAUA